This is a messenger RNA of Acanthocheilonema viteae, 2055 nucleotides long. NCBI's taxonomy places the organism in Eukaryota, Metazoa, Nematoda, Chromadorea, Rhabditida, Onchocercidae. The record is from the annotation of a GenBank genome assembly.
AUGAGAAAGCGGUGUCCUAGGGUUGUUGAGGGGUUUUAUAGGGAUCAUCCAGGUGAAAGGGGAGUUGCUUUGGUGUGUGACAGCGACCUGUCCAUGCACCAACUUGAACAAAGCAGCGAUCGUUUCCCAGACGCUCCUUUAAUUAUGAUGGGGGAUUGGAAUAUGACUAAAAAAGAACUUAAGGCAUGGUUAUCGACAGUGUUGCCGCUCGGAAGUUUGUGUAACGGGCUUGAUGUAUUGAAUUGCGAUGGUUGUGAUUCUACUUUUCACAGAAGCAAUUGCAAGAAUUCCGCUAUUGACUUUAUCAUUUGUAAUUCCAUCGCUCGAAGUUUCUUAUCGUCAUGUCGGGUUGAUAGGGGAUGUGACCUAUCUGACCAUUAUCCAAUCUCCGCGUUAUUUUGUCCUUCUAAUACUAUAGUGAAUACGGAAAAGAAAAAUUCUCUUAUGUAUAAUAUGAACAGAAAUAAAGUAGUAGCUAAUAAAGAAAGCAUUGUAUGCCAUAAUCGCUUUGAUAUUUUAUCUGAUUUGGAAAGCGAGGAUGUGAAUGCAACCGCUGAAAAUUUUGAAUCGGCAGUUAAAUUAGUUUCAUCCGAUCUGCAUUUAAUGUCGCGUAACAAGAAACCGGCCAGAUUGUGCUUGUCAAAAAAAACUCGUAAAGCGAUUAAAAUCAAGAAUUCUUUAUUCAAAAUGUGUCAAUGUAAAGGCAGCUCGAUGGCUGAUCUUGAUGCAUACAAGAAGGCUAGAAAAGGGGUGACUAAUUUAAUUAAAACGGAAAAGAAGAACAAAUGGUUUAAUCACAUUGCUAAUGGCGCCGAAUUUCGGAAACAUGAGCCAAGAAUGUUCUUCAGAUGGCUUAAGAACUUGGUGGGGGUCAAAUCUUAUCCUAAAUUAGGGCCCCUUAAGGAUAAAAACGGUGUUUUACAGGUAACGCCUGAAAAGAUAGCUGAAGUUUGGAGGGAACACUACAGAAAUCUCUUUGAGGAUUCAACCGGGCAUAGUAAGAAUAAGGAAUAUUGGUCCAAAUUUCCUAUUCAUAUUCGUUCCACCGUGGAAUUAUCAAAUAUUCCCUUUUCAUGGUCUGAGAUAGUUUUGGCUGUCAGAUCUUUGUCGACUAACAAAGCAGCUGGUCCAGAUGGUAUACCAGCUGAAUUUUUCAAGCUUAUCAACAACGAUAUGGAUACGGGAUUGGCUCCGUGUACUAAGUUAGGAAAGUUUUUGUUUAGUAUUUUUGAAAAGGUUUGGGUUUCUGGAAAAAUUCCUAAUUCUUGGAAUUUGGCUAAAAUUAUUUCGAUUCCGAAAAAAGGCGACCUCACAAUCACUGACAACUAUCGAGGCAUAUCACUAAUUCCGGUGAUUAGCAAAAUCCUCUCUAAAAUGUUAUCCAGUCGAAUUUCUUACCAUCUGGAGUCAAAUGGUAUCAUUUGUAAGGAGCAGGCCGGAUUUCGUAAGAGAGAGGAGUGUUUAGGUCAAGUUAUAGCUUUGGUUGAGGCGAUUCAGAGAAGAAAGCAUAAGGGUGAACCUACGUAUUUAGCUUUUAUUGAUUUCAAGAAGGCUUAUGAUAUGGUCGCUCAUGAAGCGCUAUUUCUUAAAAUGACUGGCGUUGGUAUUUCAGGCAAGACACUCGACCUAAUAAAGGAUUUAUAUAAGAAUUCUUCUAUUAUCACAUCCGAGUUUGAUAAUAGUCCAAUCACUCUCAUGAAAGAGUCAUGGGCUUAUUCAUGGGAUAUGGUAAUUGGUGCNAAUAAAUGUGGGAUCAUGGAAUUAUUUCCAAUCAAGAGUACAGUGAAGGAUUUUCAGUGGACGUUGCAGAAUAAUCACAUUGCUGUAGUGGAUUCUUACAGGUAUUUAGACUUGUAUAGCAUUAUUUUUAAGAAUCGUUCGAUUCCUUUCGAGGUAAAACUCAAAGCAUAUUUUUCGUGCAUCUUGCCAGUCCUUACAUAUGGCUCGGAAGUGUUUGGUCUUUACGGUGAGAAAUUGUUAAAACCUCUAGGUGAGUUCAAUCUAAGUCCGGUUCAAAGAAUUGGUCUUGGUCUUCGCGCUGUUCAAGAAUGUUAA